AACAUUCCAUUUGUACACAAAAGAAAAACACAGAAAUUUAUUUACUCCAAGUUUUUAUUGUUUUUUUAUAAAAGUUAUUAGUUUUAUUAAUAUGGAACUAUCACCCAAUGGUGAACCGGUUGAUAAAAAACCUAUUUUAACUGCAGAUGGUCUAAUACAACCUUCGGCACAGGCGGCAAACACUGCAAAUAAUUCACCCAACACCACUUUGACAGCUUCCAAUCUUGACAUCGAAAUCUUACCUGUCAUUUACGAUAUUAUACGCUGUGUGGAAAAGGAUCCUAAAGAUAAUACGGCCAAACAGAGGGAAUCUCAGGAGUGUAGUCAAAAGAUCUUGGAACUACAAAAACGUUUUGAAUCCGCCCGAGCACAAAUACGUCUAUUGCCCGGCAUUGAUUACAACAAAGAAGAACAAUUACAAAAAUUAGAAUUGUUAAAAAAUCAAUUGAAACUUAAACAACAACUUAUACGCAAAUACAAAGACAUACAAUUUUAA
Molecule: messenger RNA, 496 nt
Organism: Lucilia cuprina (Australian sheep blowfly)
Lineage: Eukaryota; Metazoa; Arthropoda; Insecta; Diptera; Calliphoridae
Gene: MED9
Product: mediator of RNA polymerase II transcription subunit 9
Exons: 3
Coding region: 92-496 (134 amino acids)
Biological process (GO): regulation of transcription by RNA polymerase II
Cellular component (GO): mediator complex
Molecular function (GO): transcription coregulator activity
Source: RefSeq, a predicted model, not a curated record